UUUUUUUGUGGCACGAUAUUUUCAAAAACACAAAAAUUCACAUACACACACACAGUGUUCGUCACAUAAUGAUAACACACAGUGUGUACAUAACCAGAACCAGAGAAUCCUAUUCAUCAAACAAAAAAGCCCAAAAAAUUUCAUCUAAAUCAUCAUCGGAUUCUCAUGAAAAAUAUAUUUUGACCAAUUUGAAAUUGUUAUUUUUUCGUUUUGUUUUUAUUGUCAAAAUUUUUACCAUUGAAAAUCUCGAUGUGGUAGUGUAUGUGGUGUGGGUGUUUGUGUUUGUUUUGUGAAAUUGUAAUUUUAAAAGUUUUAAAAUUCUGUGUUUGAUUCUUUGUCAAAUGGCUGUUGCUACAUCAAUGCCAAUCAAAACGGAAUCAUCAUCAUCGACAUCGACAUCGAUACAGUCAACUUCUUCAUCAUCAUCAUCAUCAUCGACAGAAUUAACCGAAUUAUCAUCACGCAAAUGGCCAUCAACAACAUCAACUGUAGCCGAAAUAUCGGCUACCGAAAGAAUAUCAUUAUGUGUUGGUUGUGGUUCAGAAAUAUAUGAUCAAUAUAUAUUACGUGUAUCACCUGAUCUUGAAUGGCAUGCAAGCUGUUUAAAAUGUGCUGAUUGUCAACAAUAUUUGGAUGAAUCAUGUACCUGUUUUGUACGUGAUGGUAAAACUUAUUGCAAACGAGAUUAUCUUAGGUUAUUUGGCGCCAAAUGUGCAAAAUGUUCAAUGUGUUUUAGUAAAACAGAUUUAGUAAUGCGUGCACGUAAUAAAAUCUAUCAUGUGGAAUGUUUUCGUUGUGCUGUUUGUGCCAGACAAUUAACACGUGGCGAUGAAUUUGUACUGAAAUUUGAUGAUCUUUUCUGUAAAGCUGAUCAUGAAGUAGCGGAAAAAGCUUCUGGAAUUAAUUUUCAUUCAAAUAAUGCACCAUCGUCAAAUAAUGUAAAUCAAUCAAACAAUACAAAUUCAUCAUCAACAACAAAUUCUUCAAGUGGUCAUCAUUCUCAUCAUAAUGGUGGUGGUGGCCAUCAUCGAUCAUCACAUCGAUCAUCAUCAUCAUCAUCAUCAAUGUCACAUCAUCAUCAUCAUAAUAGUUCGAAUAAAAAUCCUGAUCAUAAACCAACACGUGUUCGUACUGUUUUAAAUGAAAAACAAUUACAUACAUUACGUUCUUGUUAUAAUGCUAAUCCACGUCCAGAUGCAUUAAUGAAAGAACAAUUAGUUGAAAUGACUGGCCUAUCACCACGUGUUAUUCGUGUAUGGUUUCAAAAUAAACGAUGUAAAGAUAAAAAACGUAGCAUUCUUAUGAAACAAAUGCAACAACAGGAAAAGGAUGGUCGACAAUUAAAUAUUGGACAAAUGCGUGGUGUACCAUUGAUAGCAACAUCACCUGUACGACAUGAAAGUCCAUUACAAAUGACAACAACACCAAUCGAUGUACAUAGUUAUCAACCACCAUGGAAAGCAUUAGCCGAUUAUGCAUCAAUGCAAACUGAUUUAGAUCCAAAUGCAGCACAAUUUCAACAUCUUGUAUCACAGAUGCAUGGAUACAAUGAUGUUAAUGGUGGUGGUGGAAUGAAUACAUCAAAUGAUACAUGUUUAUCAUCAAUGGGUCAUAAUAGUGGUAUUGCUACUGGACCUUGUACACCAAUGUCCUAUCUAGCCGAACAAGAUAUACAUCAACCACCUAGCAACGUGUCAUCCGAUCUAUCAAGUCCAUGUACCAGUGAUUAAAAAAAAACGCUACAUUGAAAUUUCUGUAAAUAAUAAAAAUCAUCAUCAAAGAUGGAUUGUUUGUAUCUCUGAUUCCAUAGGAUGGAUGAAUGGAUUUACAGGAUGAG
Dermatophagoides pteronyssinus (European house dust mite) is the source of this 1837-nucleotide messenger RNA. It is a transcript of the gene tup, whose product is annotated as LIM1_Isl and LIM2_Isl domain-containing protein tup. The record is from RefSeq and is a predicted model, not a curated record. Gene Ontology annotation, biological process: positive regulation of transcription by RNA polymerase II; neuron fate specification; axonogenesis. Gene Ontology annotation, molecular function: DNA binding; DNA-binding transcription factor activity, RNA polymerase II-specific. Lineage: Eukaryota; Metazoa; Arthropoda; Arachnida; Sarcoptiformes; Pyroglyphidae.